GAGGUAUCCUGGGGCGUGAGCGAGUGAGCUCUGUCUCUGGAACUGUGCACCCCCGCUCCGCUCUACGCACUGUUCACGCUGGUGUUGGCGGUAUUCCACGUUCCAUAACUUCACUCAGUUGAUGAGACAGAUACUCCUCGACCAGAAUAUUCCUCUGUCGUGCGCUUUAUUUUACUGUCUUUUCUACUUACCUUUGUAUUAAACCUAUGUAAUUUCCAAUCAGCCGAGGAGUACUUUCUUGGUGAUAUUAAGGGUUCUAAAUUAACUGGAAUAAUUGUUUUAGCUUUGCAAGACUGAUCAUUUUAUUUUUGUUAAAAAAUCGAAUCGAAAUCGUAAAACUUGUCAAGAGUAUGGGGAAACAGGCAGCGUGAAUCUAUCUAGUCUAGAACAAAAUGUGUGUUCGCGGACAAGUGUGAUUCCAGCGUACAUUUCAGUGUGCUCCCUCUUUAUACUUGUACUUUAUACAUUUUAAUGUUCACAUCGUGACUGGACCUCGCAGUAACGGGGCGUUUGAGGACAAAGGUGACCAAAGGAAAACCAGGCUUGGAGAGUGAGAAGAGCGGGCUGACCUCGGGAAACAAGAAGCACAGGGUCAAGGGAAGACCACUUGUGCAGCCCCCUCAUCAUGGAACUGGUCGAGGAAGAGGACGAAGAACCGGAAGUGAAGCCCCAUCGAAAGCGAGUGAAUUUCCGGCGGGAGAUGCUUCGCUACCAGAGCCUGCGGAACCCCAUUAGCGAAUCCCAUAUACCAGCGCCAGACGAGGAGGAGGAGAUGGAGGACAAAGAGGGCAACAUCUGGAGGAACUUUGUGUCUCAGUGCUCUGCCACCUUCUUGGCUGUCUUUGCUGUAAUACCCUCAAGAAACCUACAGACGAGUAUUCACUCUGACGGCCAGCUGGGUAAAAUCUCUCUAGUCUGCAUGUACUUCAGCUACAUAGUCGGCUGCCUCCUCACCUCCCUCAUUUUGAGAAAGAUCCGCGCCAAAUCCUUACUCCUCAUCUCCCUUUUCUUCCACAUCCUUUACUCUGUCUCUAACGUUAUCCCGUCUGCGUACACACUCCUCCCCGCCUCCUGCUUCGUGGGACUGAGUCAGCCUGCAUUCUGGGCAGUGCAGGACUCACUGCUGCUCAACUAUGGGCUCCAGUACGCCGUACGUGCACGCCUAACUCCGCACAAAUCACUUCGUCUUUUCCAAACUGUCACCAUUAUCACGAUCCACUCUGCACAGAUCCUCGGAAACCUUCUCAGCUCCGGGUUAAUUUCUGUCUCAGAAUUUCACUGCACGGAAAGUUGGGACAUCGUCAACACAUCCUCCUCACACCAGUCGUCAUCAUCGUCCUCUCGCUCAUCUGGACGACAACAACAGAGAAAUGACAAAUGGACGUACACGCUUCCUUUCAUUCCCAUACAAGCCAGGAGAUCCACAGAACCGUCGCCACCAGUAAACUUUUACCAGCUGCUCACUCUGAUCUAUCUGUGCAUGUCCGUGGUGGCAAUGGGCGCAGUGCUCAUCUUCUUCGAGAGCCCGGACACCGUGCUUCAAAGAAGGGUGAUUUCCUGGCGGGAGCGUUUCAAGGACAUUCGACGGUGCCUCACGGACCCACGCUGGCUUUUGGCCUGGGCAGCUGCAGCCUAUGUGGGUUUUGCACAGGGCGUCAUUAUGUGCGACAUCACAAAGCUGUAUGGCACAGACAGUAUGGGUUGCUACAUCGUGGGCUACAUGAUGGUCUCAUUCGGCACUGGAAACCUUCUGGCGAUUCUUGCUCUGGACAAACUCAGGCUCUGCGCCACUCACCCGAUCUUCCUCUCUCUAGGAUUCCUGAUGAACAUCGGGGUGCUCAUUCUGACGUCACUGUGGAAACCAGGUCCCAGCCAAUCAUCGGAGCUGCUAUUGUACACUGCCAUGUGGGGGCUCGCGGAUGGAACUCUGCAGGCUCAGUCACAGGCCGUGGUCACUCGUUACGCUACCGAGGAAAAGGAUACAGCCAUGACCGGCUUCCGUGUGUGUCAAGGGUUGGGAUUGAUCGCCAGCUUCCUAUCCUCAAUCUUUGCACACAACUUGAUGACGUCAUUGUAUGUUGCUCUCGUUCUCCUCGUCAUGGGAUUUCUGGGUCUGAUCUUUGUGGCCAAUGACAUCGCGCGACGCGACCGGACGUCUGGCACUGACCAGGGUUCCACAGAUGGACAAGAAGCUGACCACAGUGGCGCUAACUUGACCACUGAAAACGAAGCCGAGGUCACAUGAAAUGAACAAGACGUGACUCAGAACUUUGAACAGUUCAAAAAUAUAGACUAAGUUAAUUUGUACUUUAAGAUUUUGUGAAGGAUUUCCAUGAAAAUCAUUUAAAAUAUUAUGUUAAAAGAAAUUUUGCUUCCUGACAUUUAUGUGGUUCAACUAAGAAUUCGCGUGUAUAGCUUUUUCCCCCUAAUGUACUGAAAUAGAGACGCUAGAAACAGACAUGCACACAAAAGAUGAAUGAUAUUGGUCUACUCCUAAAAAUUUACAUUUAUUUAUAAAACUGAACACGCACACACACACACACACACACACACACACACACAC
Aplysia californica (California sea hare) is the source of this 2563-nucleotide messenger RNA. Its product is annotated as protein unc-93 homolog A. The transcript has 7 exons. The record is from RefSeq and is a predicted model, not a curated record. Bases 626 to 2245 code for a protein of 539 amino acids. NCBI's taxonomy places the organism in Eukaryota, Metazoa, Mollusca, Gastropoda, Aplysiida, Aplysiidae.